UGUUAUCAACCCUUUCCCACACAUUUAUAUGCACAGUAGAGUUGGAGAAUUGAAAUGUAAGAUAUACAUAUUACACAGAAAUGAAUUAAAUACACGACCAUGGAGAGGUCGGGAGUGGCGAUACAGGUUCAGCCCCCGGAGCUCAAUUUUAGUGGGAGCAGCUUAUAUUCAGGUGCGCUCAAUAGUCCGAAAAUUGCAGUAAUGUGACUUUAUGUAUGCAGUGACAAAGUCACAAAUAAUAGAAAAAAAAUGCAUUGUUAAUGGGACUGGACUUUAUAUAGUUUAAAAUUUGAAAUACGUUUGGAAAAAAAAAAAAACAAAAACAGACAAAAGAAAAAAAAAUACGCAGUGAUGACGACAUGGCUUCCUGUGGCACAAGUGAAAGUAUAAAAACCUCAUCUUUGUCUCAUUCACUUUGAAAUCAUCACCUGCAGCACCACAGCAGCCCGCAAGGUAACGUCACAUUUCCACUCACUGACUUAUGCUGAUAAUUGACUUAAUUUUUUAUCAUUGUAUUUUUUUUAAAUCAAAAACUAUACUAUUAUUAACAACAUUAUUUGUUAAUAUUAAAGAUCUUUGUUUCCCUUUAUUUCCUAAUGGAUAUGUUUGAUUUAGGAUAAGGGUUCCCAUAUUCCAAUUACAUACAUAAGCUAGACAACUAAAAAAAGUAAAUACAAAAAUAGAACACUGUAUAUUACUAUUGUAGACACUGUUAAAUAAGAAAAUGCGAACAAUGUGAGUCUUAGGUUAGACACGUUAGGUUUAUGUAUUACGUUGAUUGUUUUGAUUAAUGUCAUAAGGUUAAAGUACUAGUAUUAGCCAUGCAGUGUAUCACAAAGAUAAAUGCUGACAUUUGGAAUCAACCUAAUAAUGCUAUUGAACCUUAAUUGUAUUCGAACGUCACUGUUUGUCUGGUAUUAAUAACAACGCAAAAUAAUCUUACACUGUUGCUCAUCUUCCCAAAGUCAUGAAGUCUUGGUGGCUAUGCUUUGUGUGCUGUUGCUACAGUGUCCUCACAACAAGUGGCUGCUUCAGAGUUGAUGGAUACUCCUGCGUAACCGCAUACCGGAAAUCUAUCACGUGCGUCGUAAACAUCACCGUAAAUCCCAUGGGACAGACCAACACCACGUACACCCUGAGGUUGACUGACCGAAGCGAGAAUGUGACUUGUUAUCUGGUGCCAAGGAAUCACAGUUACACGAGUGAUUGCCAGGUUAAGGACUUACGCUACAAGAACUACAACAUAGAAGUGUGUAGUAAGUCUGGCUGCCAGCCUCUAACGAAGGGAUUUAUACCAAGACAAAACCGUAAGUGAAAUUAUAUAUUUGAUAUCGCACCUGAGUAUAAGUCACAAAACUCAGCUAAAAGAUGGGGAAAAGGCGCAACUUAUAGCCCAGAAAAUGGUGGUAAUCAGUAUCUCAUGCAUCAUAAUCAUGCUUUCUUUGAGGAACAUAAUGCUACGAGACAUUUACUUAUGGUGUUUAUUAGGGAUGUAUUGAUCCAAUACUCGGUAACGGAAUUAUGCCAAAGUCUGGAAGACACAAGUAAUCGAUCAUCAGUGCUACGGACAGCGUUCGGAAAUGAGAAAACGUGAGAUUAAUACAAGAUAUUUUCAUACCAAUAUUCGUAAAGAAUUACAACCUUUCAUAAUCGCCUUCAUGUCAUCGCGACGUUACUCUGAAUCCCUCGCAACAACGAGCUUAGAUUCUUAAAUAUGUUAUGACUGUAUUAUUCUCUCGAAACACAUCGAAUUAUUUUGCUAUUACACAGCAACGUUCGCAUGUUUUUUUCUUUGUAAUAUUUGGGUCACAAAUGUAAUAUAUACUGUCCUUGAGAUCUACUGGUGGAUCCAGAUUUACUGAUUGGGCACCGCUGGAAUAGAGAUAGCAGAAAGACCUAUCAACCCAUCAAAUGGGUCAGAUGGGAAAACCUUGCAAUACCAGAUGUAACCUCUGGACUUCUGAUUAAAUGAGCUCAUUUUUACAAGUUAUAUAACAAAACAAAAAAAAUGAUAGGUUGAUUCGACAAAUGUAAGAUUUGAUGAAUGCUUGUAGUUCAGCUGACAGCACCCCGCGGACUUGAGAUCCACAGAAUGCCAGAGGCCAUCAACAUCACAUGGGAAAGUGGAUACGAAAACCACCCAUACCUCAGAAAUAGCUUGGACUACGAGCUCCUAAUUUCACGGAAAUUGGACAGCAGUAAAAGAAUGACCCUGCAAAAAACUUUUAAGUCAAUUCUGAGAGAAAGACUUGAAGCACCAGCUACAUAUUGCUUUAAAGUGAGAUCAAAAGCCUUUGUCAGAGAUUACAGUGGGACCUGGAGUGAAUGGAGUUCAAAGAUUUGCGGGGAUUUUGCAAAGGAAGAACAAGACAACAUAUUAUUAACCUUGACCACGUACCUGGGACCUGUGUUUGUGACUGUGGGAUUUCUAUUGGUUGCAUUUCUCAGCCCUUCUGCCAGAAUGAAGAUGAAUAUUUUUUCCAUACCGUCACCGGCACCUUUUUUCAAACCACUGCUUCAGCACCAUGAAGGGAAUGUCAAGGAGUGGCUUUCCCCUUGGGGCAACUUUGCGUUAACACAUGAGAGUGAUGAAAUUCUGACUAUUGUGAGUAUUGAACCGAAAGUCACGGAAAUCAACUCAGAAGAGAUCAAGGAAUCCUGGGACUCUUCACUUACACCACUGACACUCACAAAGUGUCAAAACUCCUACGUGUGUGUCCCUAAGACGACUGAGCUUUCCUUAACCAUUCCAUCAAAUCACACAGAUCAAAAUCCGAUUGGUUGAAAAAAAAAAUCAUUGGGAAACCAUCGAGAUACGAUUGGAUGAAAAAGUCAAGCAUAUGCGACUGGAAGCAGCGCAACCAAGCGAAUCAUCGGUAUCAUUUCAAUACAUGUUGAUGUAAAUAUAUUGACGAAAUUAGUCACUGGUUCUGACAUUGUUUAGGCCAGCGGAGAAGGCUUUGCUGGCCUUGAUAGUACCCCAGAGGUCAAAGGCCAGCUGGCAGGCUUAUACUCGAAAUAUAUCAGCUAAAGAAGGAGGAAUUAAAGAAAAAAACAUCAGAAACUUAGGUAAUGGUCAGCAAUUUAAAUACUGACUGUUAUCUCGUUUUGAUUAGGUUCUUCAUCAGAAAGAACGCACUGAGAACAAGGAUAAUGGUUAAACAUGAAUGUACUCCAUGUUUAACAGUCAUGCACUGGAGUCUUUGGCUUUUGCUUUCUCAGUUCAGAUUUUUUUUUUUGUGCUCAUCCAGGACAGGAUUCUCAACUUUCAUCACCUUGAGCUCUGGAGAGGCCAUA
Messenger RNA from Cynoglossus semilaevis (tongue sole), 3297 nucleotides. RefSeq names its product interleukin-2 receptor subunit beta-like. Bases 2045 to 2785 code for a protein of 246 amino acids. The record is from RefSeq and is a predicted model, not a curated record. Gene Ontology annotation, cellular component: external side of plasma membrane. Gene Ontology annotation, molecular function: cytokine receptor activity; protein binding. The transcript is spliced from 7 exons. Gene Ontology annotation, biological process: cytokine-mediated signaling pathway. NCBI's taxonomy places the organism in Eukaryota, Metazoa, Chordata, Actinopteri, Pleuronectiformes, Cynoglossidae.